GCCAGCGGCACGUCAACGGCAUUAUUCGGCAUGUCCCGGCAUUCCCACCACGGUUCGACGGGUUGACCGGAAGCAGACCUAUAUCAUAUAUCCUGCAGGUCAUCCCCUCCCUCAAAGAAGUAGGUCUUAAAAGAAGGAGAUAUCAUAGGUCCGCCUUGGGGAGACAAGAUGACACGAUAUGCGGACGACGCGCAAUAAUCAUUCCAGAGACGUUUAUAAACGUGCCACGAUAUCCAGUGCGCAAGCUGUGGCUCCCGCUGUGAUCUGCCCUCCAACAUGGAUUCGACACAACUCACGUACACCCUGCUCAUUGCGAUCCCGCUUCUGAUCUUCCUCCACAGAAGGUCGAACCCUCUGUAUUCAAUUCCUGCCGUCGGGUUUUCGGCCCCUCUACUAUCCUACAUCGGGGCAUACAACUUCACUCGAAAUGCACGUGGAUUGCUGAAGGAGGGAUACGAGAAGCAUAAAGGCUCCGUCUUCAGGGUCCCCAUGAUGGAUCGCUGGGUUGUAAUCUUUUGCGGUGCGAAGAUGAACGACGAGCUGCGCAAGUUCCCAGACGAUGAGAUGUCCUUCUUAGAUGCUGCGGAAGAAUUGGUGCAGAUGAAGUACACGAUCGCUCCCGAGGUCGCCGACCACCCGAUCCACAUUUCGGUAAUCCGUGGCCCGCUCACGCGCAAUUUCGGUGUUGUCCUUCCAGAUGUCGUGGAUGAAAUUACCGUGGCCAUGGAAGAACUGAUCCCGAUCAAGCAUGACGAAUGGGUGACCGUGCCAGGACUUUCCACCAUGAGACAGAUCGUUUGUCGUGCGAGUAACCGUGUGUUCGUCGGCCUUCCCUUCUGCCGCAACAAGGAAUACCUGGAUAUAGCGUUAAACUUCACCGCUGACGUUGGAAAGGGACGGGCUAUCAUGAUGGCCACCCCGACGAUCCUUAAGCCUCUGGUCGGUCGUUUGCUGCCUUGGUCACGAAGGGCUGUUCGACAGUUCUCUGCGAUGAUGAAGGCUGUCAUAGAGGAGCGCAUCAAACAGCUGGAGAAGCACGGGAGAGACUGGAGUGAUAAGCCUAAUAAUUUUAUGACGUGGCUGGUGGAGGAAGCAAUGGCCACUGGCAAGACCGUCGAUCUGGUCGUACAAGCUCUGUUAGCCUCAAAUUUCGUUGCGAUACAUACAUCAUCUACAAGCAUAACCCAUGCCUUAUUCCACCUAGCGGCCAAUCCCGAACACAUACACCCUCUUCGAGAGGAAGUUGAAAGCUUCAUUAAGACGGAAGGAUGGACGAAGAUCGCCUUGGGUAAGAUGUGGAAGCUGGAUAGCUUCAUGCGAGAGUCUCAGAGAAUGAACGGAAUCGGAUGCAUCUCUAUCAUCCGCAAAGUGUUAAAAGACGUAACACUGUCCGAUGGGACUGUCAUUCCGGCCGGCACAAUUGUCGGAUCAGCUGCAGAAUCUACGCACUAUGACGAUGAAAGCUACGACCUACCUUACGACUUCCGGCCGUAUCGGUUCUCUGACAUGCGAGCCGAAGAGAGUGACCGUAUCAAGCACCAGUACGUCAGCACAUCGCCCGAAUACAUACCAUUUGGCCACGGGAAACACGCCUGCCCAGGGCGGUUCUUUGCUGCGAAUGAGCUCAAGACGGCACUUGCUUAUAUCGUUAUGAAUUACGACGUGAAGUUCGGGGGUGACGGUACUCGACCGAUCAACCGUUGGUUCGGUAGUUCUGUCAUCCCGGAUCCUAUGGCGCAAGUGAUGUUCCGCAAACGCCAACAGAAUACUACGGUGUAGGUCACGCUGUCAUCAGCGGCUUUGAUGCGGGCUCCUCGUUUAUACCUAGAAUAAACUGCUUAUGAUACACCGAACCAUGCGGGA
This is a messenger RNA of Laetiporus sulphureus 93-53, 1863 nucleotides long. RefSeq names its product cytochrome P450. The record is from RefSeq and is a predicted model, not a curated record. NCBI's taxonomy places the organism in Eukaryota, Fungi, Basidiomycota, Agaricomycetes, Polyporales, Laetiporaceae. Bases 277 to 1779 code for a protein of 500 amino acids. The transcript is spliced from 11 exons. Gene Ontology annotation, molecular function: iron ion binding; heme binding; monooxygenase activity.